AGUAAGAAAUGAGAAAUGCAUACAUAGUGAUUUCCAUAAACACUUAUUUUAUUUUUUUUCGUAAGUGAUAAAUGCAAAAGAAUUACUUUUUCUGUAAUUUCUUAAAAUCGUAUCAUUCAGAAACAAUUAUUGACCAUCACUGUCGAAAUAAAGAAUGCAGGACAUUGUUCACAUAUAUAUGUAGAACAGAGGCUAUUUAAAAAAAUGGGUCAAAUGCAAAAAACGAGACUCGCGUUCGAAAGAGAAUGGGUCAUGGACAUGUCCCAGUGAGAUACUUUAUACAGAGAAAUAAAAUAAAUAAGCAAAAUAAAUAAAAUAAAAAGGCAAAUAAAAAUAUGAAAUUUUUCUUAUCUAACAUCCCAAUAAUGUAUCACAUUGCAAUUUACAAAAUAAAAAAUAGAUUACAAAACUUUUUGUAAAAAAAUAAAAUAUGUAAUUGGAAAUUAAAAAUAGUACAAACAAAAGACGUAUUAGUGGAAGAAUGACUUGAAAUGAGGUGAUGUACUCUAUAAUACCACUGGGUGCUACGAAAAUUUUAUGUAACAGUGGGGAUAUGUUCAACAGAAGCAUCAUUCUUGGCUCAAGAUGAUAUUAAUCUCAAAGCUAUUUCCACACGGGAUACAUAUAGGUGAAGCACAAAAAGAUAUGACUGCUAUUGAAAAGGAAUAUAGAAUAGUACCACUUCAUAAAAGACCAGACCUAAUUCCAGACUGUUGUACAUUACUGAAUUCUGAAUGGCCAAGAAGUGAAACUGCACGGUUAAAAUUUCUGAAUGUAUCAUGCGAUGAGUUUCCCACAUGUCUUAUACUAAUAGACAAAGAGGACAGAGUCCUUGGUCAUUGUAAAAUAUCUUUAAUACCUCGAUUACGUCAUAGUUGUUUUAUACAAUCAGUGAUAAUUGACUACCAGCGUAGAUCUCAGGGUUUAGGAUCUAGACUACUACGUGGAGCUGAGGAACAUGUAGCAAAGAAAGGAAUUAAAAAUGUAUAUUUAAUAACUAAAGGCCAAGAACUUUUUUACCUAAAAAAUGGAUAUAAAACCUGUGAUCCAUUUAAAGCAUCAGGCAUCAAUGAUGUUGUAUAUUCUAGUGCAGCAUUUACUAAAGCAAAGCUUAAAGAAAAAAGUACACAAUAUUGUGGUCCACCACCACCUCCAAUGCCAAACUUUCAGAUGCCAAAGUUCUAUGAUCUAGGUAUCUUAACACACAGAACACAUAUGGUAAAAAGAUUAUCAUCACAGUAACAGUUUUAUUUUUUUCAAGAUUCUUUUAUAUUCCACAAAUGUAUAUUAUUUAUUUAUUUAUCUAAAAAAUUAUUUUUUUAAUUGCUUUUAAAUACAGAAACACUUCUCAUGCACA
Bombus impatiens (common eastern bumble bee) is the source of this 1357-nucleotide messenger RNA. It is a transcript of the gene Naa80, whose product is annotated as N-alpha-acetyltransferase 80. The transcript has 5 exons. The record is from RefSeq and is a predicted model, not a curated record. Gene Ontology annotation, biological process: protein acetylation. Gene Ontology annotation, molecular function: N-acetyltransferase activity; acetyl-CoA binding. The coding region runs from base 586 to 1242 and encodes 218 amino acids. Lineage: Eukaryota; Metazoa; Arthropoda; Insecta; Hymenoptera; Apidae. Gene Ontology annotation, cellular component: cytoplasm.